Colletotrichum graminicola M1.001 is the source of this 1659-nucleotide messenger RNA. Its product is annotated as glycosyl transferase group 1. Bases 1 to 1659 code for a protein of 552 amino acids. Lineage: Eukaryota; Fungi; Ascomycota; Sordariomycetes; Glomerellales; Glomerellaceae. The transcript is spliced from 4 exons. Gene Ontology annotation, biological process: protein N-linked glycosylation. The record is from RefSeq and is a predicted model, not a curated record. Gene Ontology annotation, molecular function: GDP-Man:Man(3)GlcNAc(2)-PP-Dol alpha-1,2-mannosyltransferase activity. Gene Ontology annotation, cellular component: endoplasmic reticulum membrane.
AUGCCCGAGACCUGCUCAGCGCCGUCUGGGCAAAAGCCCUUUUCCUUCGGCCUCGACCCCUGGACUCUCGUCUACGUUGUCGUACCGAUCAUUGCCAUAUCCCCAAUAGCCAUCUUUAUCAUGUUCCCCUACAUUAUGAGAGGUCUUGGGUCUCUGCUGGGACUGUACCUGCGGAAGAAGACAGAGGGAAGGAAGGCGCAGCUCUUGGAGCUCAUGAACGCAGAGCAGCAGUCCUUCACACAGACAUCUAGGAAGGGUGCAAGCAGUACCAAAGACAAUGUGCAGGCACAAGCUUCCGGAAGCUCUGAGAAGAAAGAUGCAGACUGGACCGGAGUCGUCGGCUUCUUCCACCCCUUCUGCAAUGCCGGCGGAGGCGGCGAGCGAGUCCUUUGGGCUGCCAUUAAGACCACUCAGGAACGCUACCCGAAGGCGCUCUGCGUUGUCUACACUGGCGAUCAUGAAGUAAACAAGCAGGCAAUGCUUGCGCGCAUUAAGACCCGAUUCAACAUCAACCUCCAUCCCCCUUCUGUCAACUUCCUCUACCUCAGCACGCGACACCUUGUCCUCCCCUCGACAUGGCCUCACUUCACACUUCUUGGGCAAUCGCUUGGAUCUGUGGUUUUGGCUUGGGAUGCAUUCCAGCUCCUUGUUCCAGAUAUCUUUAUCGAUACAAUGGGCUACGCCUUCUCCUUGGGCCUGUCUAAGCUACUCUUCCGCAGAGUCCCUACCUGCGCCUAUGUGCACUACCCCACGAUCUCGACCGACAUGCUGCAGUCGCUUGACCCCGAGUCUACGACCGGAACACAAGGUGUCAAUGCUGGCAAGGGAGUUGGUUUCCGAGGCAAGGUCAAGAAGUUUUACUGGAGAUUAUUUGCGGCCUUGUAUUCCCGGAUGGGAUCUACUGUCGAUGUGGUCAUGACAAACUCGACCUGGACCCAAGGUCACGUCCAGAAACUUUGGGGCCCUUACCGCCAGGGCAAGGCCAGAAACUACCCCAUCGCCGUCAACUACCCGCCUUGCGCCGUUGAGGAGCUUGAGGAGGCCGUGGAGGUCUCGGAAGCCAGCGAGAAGAAGCGCGAGAAGGCCUUGGUCUACAUUGCUCAGUUCCGCCCCGAGAAGAACCACAGCCUUAUCAUCCAGUCCUUUGCUGAGUUUCUCAAGACCAAGUCCGAAGCCGCCAAGGAUGCGAAACUGGUCCUCAUCGGUAGUGUUAGAGACGACCACGACUCCAAGCGGGUGUAUAAGCUGCGCCUCCUGGUAAACGAGCUCGGCAUCAAGGAUAGAGUCGAGUUCCACCUGGAUGCUUCAUGGCCCGAGAUCCUGGAUUGGCUGCAGAGAGCCUCUGUGGGUGUCAACGGCAUGUGGAAUGAGCACUUUGGCAUCGGUGUCGUUGAAUACCAGGCCGCUGGCCUGAUCUCGGUGGUUCACGACAGUGGUGGCCCAAAGCUGGAUAUCGUCAUCAAGGUCGACGGCGAGCCGACGGGUUUCCACGCCACGAAUGUCGAGGAGUUUGCCGAAGGCUACGAGAAGGCCCUUUCCAUCAAGAACGCGCUCCCCAUCCGUCUGCGGGCACGCCAGUCAGCCAAGAGGUUCACUGAGAGCGAGUUCGAUCAGAAGUGGAUCGCCCAGAUGGAGAAGCUGGUGGCGCUGACGGCCUAG